Messenger RNA from Trichechus manatus latirostris (Florida manatee), 535 nucleotides. RefSeq names its product myoglobin (gene MB). The record is from RefSeq and is a predicted model, not a curated record. Gene Ontology annotation, molecular function: oxygen binding; heme binding. Gene Ontology annotation, cellular component: extracellular exosome. Gene Ontology annotation, biological process: oxygen transport. NCBI's taxonomy places the organism in Eukaryota, Metazoa, Chordata, Mammalia, Sirenia, Trichechidae. The transcript has 3 exons. Bases 71 to 535 code for a protein of 154 amino acids.
GAUCCCAGCUGUCGAGGCCAGGACACCCAUUCAGUUGUAUUUGCCCUUUUUGUCUUCUUCAGACUGCGCCAUGGCGCUGAGCGACGGGGAAUGGCAGUUGGUGUUGAACGUCUGGGGGAAGGUGGAGGCUGAUAUCGCAGGCCAUGGGCUGGAAGUCCUCAUCAGCCUCUUCAAGGGUCAUCCUGAGACCCUGGAGAAGUUCGACAAGUUCAAGCACCUGAAGUCAGAGGAAGAAAUGAAGGCCUGUGAAGACCUGAAGAAGCACGGCGUCACCGUGCUUACUGCCUUGGGGGGCAUCCUGAAGAAGAAGGGGCAUCACCAGGCGGAGAUUCAGCCCUUGGCCCAGUCCCAUGCCACCAAGCACAAGAUCCCUGUCAAGUACCUGGAGUUCAUCUCGGAAGCCAUCAUCCACGUUCUGCAGAGCAAGCACCCUGGAGACUUUGGCGCUGAUGCCCAGGGAGCCAUGAGCAAGGCCUUGGAGCUGUUCCGGAAUGCCAUGGCUGCCAACUACAAGGAGCUGGGAUUCCAGGGCUAG